Messenger RNA from Hibiscus syriacus, 723 nucleotides. RefSeq names its product NDR1/HIN1-like protein 26. The transcript has a single exon. The coding region runs from base 46 to 720 and encodes 224 amino acids. Gene Ontology annotation, biological process: defense response to other organism. The record is from RefSeq and is a predicted model, not a curated record. NCBI's taxonomy places the organism in Eukaryota, Viridiplantae, Streptophyta, Magnoliopsida, Malvales, Malvaceae.
CAAUCUACCCCGGUUCCGAAACCUUGUCUAUUUUCUAAGAACACAAUGUCCAGUUCCGACAGGUUGCCGAUCCGACGCACCGGUCAGGACUCCCAACCCAUGAAACGCCAGCACACUGCUCGAUACUACGCCGAACGGGUUCGUGAAAGCUGCACAGCUAUGGUCACCAAAACAGUGUGCGCCAUCUUUUUAUGUGUCGUUUUAGUUGUCGGCAUUGUUUUCUUCAUCUUAUGGAUUAGUUUACGCCCUCAUCGUCCGAGAUUCCAUAUGGUGGAGUUCACCGUCCCUGGUUUGACUCAACCCACAGGCUUUGAGAAUGCUGAAAUAACGUUCAAUGUCACCGUCAGGAACUCCAACCAACACAUCGGAAUCUAUUACGACACCAUGGUCGGCUCGGUUUUUUACAGAGAUCAACGGAUUGGGUCAGCUCCAUUGAUGGACCCGUUCUUCCAGGAACCGAAGACGACUACGGUCGUGGACCGUACGUUCGGUGCGGCUACGCUUACGGUGAACAGCAAGCGAUGGGAGGAGUUUAUGAACGAUAGGCAGAAAGGGAUGGUGGUUUUCCGGUUAGAUAUAACGUCAGUCAUUGGAUUUAAGGUUUCUACAUGGAGGAGUAAACAUCAUAGGAUGCAUGUCAAUUGUGAUGUUGCAGUUGGUCGAGAUGGAACGAUCUUGCCGGCUUGGAAGAACAAGAGAUGUCCCGUUUAUUUCAGUUGAUUA